This is a messenger RNA of Saccostrea echinata, 6552 nucleotides long. RefSeq names its product NFX1-type zinc finger-containing protein 1-like. Gene Ontology annotation, molecular function: helicase activity. Gene Ontology annotation, biological process: regulatory ncRNA-mediated heterochromatin formation. NCBI's taxonomy places the organism in Eukaryota, Metazoa, Mollusca, Bivalvia, Ostreida, Ostreidae. Bases 1 to 6552 code for a protein of 2183 amino acids. The transcript is spliced from 3 exons. The record is from RefSeq and is a predicted model, not a curated record. Gene Ontology annotation, cellular component: nuclear RNA-directed RNA polymerase complex.
AUGGCUGCAAAAUACCCUGAUAGCAGUGAUAACGACGAGGAAGAAAUUCAUAUUGAUCAGCGCAGUAGAAAGUCCGGGGGAAAACAAAGAUAUCCGUUGCAUAUAUACUCUGAUGAGGAUUUUGUAGAUCCAUCUCAAUUUAUAGAAUCUAACGUACCGAGCAAAAUUUCCGAUAAAGAAUAUAACUAUGUCCAAAGUCAUCAAGGUUACCGUAGUGCAACCAGGCAUACAGAAUCAAGAGGACGGUCAGGUAUGCGAAGGUCAUCAAGAAGAGGUUAUAAAGCAGUAGUUGAUACACAAUCAACUCACAAUCAAUAUGAAAAAGAACAUCAAAACCAUCGUGGACUUUAUAAUCGGGAUCGAGGGCAUUUUCAGGGGCGAAGAAAUUUCAGGAGACGUCCAUUUUACAAUCAAGAACAAGACAGGUGGACAAACAACGAAAAUGCUGAUAAAAAUUUUAAUGAAGGGAAGAUGCACAAUGAAGUCCAAAGCCGUAGAAUGGGCUACAGAAGACUAAAAGACUUAGACAGUUCAUCAAGGAAUGCUGACGAAAUUCUCCUAGAAUUAGUUACAAAGAGGAAUGGUUUUGGUGAUAUCUUGAGUCAGAAAUUAAAACCAGAUUGGAUGAUAAUGAUUAUUUCACUUCUUGUGAAAUCAUUUCAAUCCGAAAAACACCAAACAAAGCUGGAACUGGUGGCGCUUUUGAAUACUUCUAAUUUCAUAAUGGUUAAUCUUCUUCUUUUUCUUGGAGAGAUAGAACUUGGGGAAGUAAAGUUACAAGACAUCGAAUUUUCUUCUUUAAUGGAAAACGUUUGUUCAUUGACUCAUACAUUGAUUCAAAGAAUGCAAAGCCACGUAUCUCAGUGGAGCAUUUUAAUUGAAUAUCUAGAUAGGGUUGUAGCCAAAAAUUCUAGUAGAAUCCUCCAUUACAAGCCCGAGGUCGUUACGAAAAUGAAAGAGUUCAAAGCUGCAAAAGAUAAUAUUCAAAAGGUCGACAAUAGAAAAGCAAUAACGUUGUCGAGUGAUGAUUGUGAAUCGCAAGAACCACCUGAAAAUUUCAGGCAGCUCUCUGUUCUUCCCGAAAUGAAAGAUUUUGAUUUCAACGAAAAGCCUUUUCUAAGGGCUAACAAAAUAAAAGGCGGAUAUGACAACUUAGAUCAUUAUUUGGACAUUCAGUUUAGAUUGCUUCGAGAAGAUUUUUUACGGCCAUUGCGAGAAGGAAUUAUGGAGUACAAAAAGCAGUCAGUACACAAAAAUCUUCGCAGGAAAGUUGGGGAUGUGAGAAUUUAUACUAAUGUUCAGAUAGUCCGCCCUGUGUGUAGAGAUGAGGGUAUUGCACAUUUGAUACGUUUAGAUAUGACCAAACUAAGAAACAUUAGAUGGGAAUCUUCAAGAAGGUUAAUGUAUGGGGCACUGCUUUGUUUAUCUCAGGAUGGAUUCAAAAAUAUUCUCUUUGCAAGUGUUACGGAUCGUAAUGAGAGAAUGUUGGAAAAUGGCGAAAUAGAAGUAAAGUUUCAAGAAAAAGAUCUAAGCAAAGUUGAAAAAGCUACAGCAAAUCAUUUGUAUGUUGUAGCUGAAACCACUGCAUACUUUGAAGCUUACAGACAUAUACUGGAGGGUAUGAAAGAAAUAACGCAAGAAAUGCCAUUCCAGAAGUAUAUUGUACAUUGUCAAGCAAAUGCAAAACCUCCUCAAUAUCUUCUGUCUUCAGGUGUUUUGCUUUAUGACUUUUCAAUCCUUCUUUAUAAGGAAGACGAUGAUAAGAGACCCGCAGACGUUUCAUGCUGUGAAAGUAAAAGCAGAUGUCGAACUGAGAUUCCAAUACUCAGUACAUCAAAAUGGCCCUCCGCAGAGACAUUACAUUUGGAUCAUUCUCAACAUAAAGCUCUUCAGUUAGCUUUGACUAAAGAAAUUGCCUUGAUCCAAGGUCCCCCCGGUACCGGAAAGACUUUUCUUGGAAUGAAAAUUGCUCAGAUAUUACUACUUAAUAGAGAUAUUUGGGCUGAAAAGGAUAAACCUGAGCCGAUUUUGGUUGUUUGCUAUACAAAUCAUGCACUGGACCAGUUUCUUCUUGGCAUAAAAAAAUAUACCAAAAAACUUGUUCGAAUCGGUUCACGAUCAAAAGUUCCGGAACUUGAAGAGUACACUUUAACUUCGUAUAGAAGAAAGGCAAAAUUCUCGCGCAUUUUAUCACAGGCUGUCUACGACAGAAAAAAUGACUGUUAUCACAAUAUGGAAGAACACCGAAAAGCCAUUGAAAGUGUAAGUAGAAAAAUUAAAAUUGCAAAAUUAGGCAUUCUCUCCAUAGAAGAAUUGGAAGCUGUCGUUUCCAAAAAACAUUUUGCAGAAUUAAAAAAUGAAAGUGGCAGUUACAUUGACGAAUGGUUGGAAAUCGACAGGGAAAUGUAUUUACUUAAAAACUGUGGUACAGAGUCGGAAGAGGAAAAAGCUCUCAAAAAGAAAUAUGAAAUUCUAUUGCAAUGGGAACAGGAACUAAUCAGAGGCAGAAAAAUCGAUCCUUUGCCAAUGAAACUUCUCAAGCGUUAUCAUAAUCCCUGGAAAUUAAAUUUAAGACAAAGGGGGAGUCUUUUCAAAGUUUUAUUAUCAGAAUUUAAGUCUGGGGUGAAAAAGAAUUUGGACAUAAAUCUCAAGCGAUAUAAUAAUGCGCUUAAUCAUCUAAACAUGCCGUAUGCACCAUUAGAAAUGACCACGAGUAUUCAAAAUAUCAAUAAGUUAAUAGGCAUUUUAAAGGCAAGUGAAAAAGAAAUUAUGGACGAAGAAGUCAUAAAAACAUUUGUCAAUCCUUUUCUGGGUCAACUGAUCAUAGAGAUACAGGGAUAUGCACAGUCGUCACAGUCUUUCUUUUUGUGGCUUAAUUUUGAUGGGUCAACAGAGAGUUGCAAUCGUAUCGCUGAAAUAUUAGACGGAAGGAAGAUCGAAGAUGAGGAUAGCGAUGAAGAGGAUUUUGAUGACCGCAUUCUUGAUGAUGACUAUUCACAUAGAAGUGACACUGACUGGAGGGAAAAGGAAAAAGACUCUCCUAUGACAACUAUCCUGUCAAAAGCAUCUGUAGAAAUUCUCUCAGAUAAAUUGAACCUUUCUGAAAGGUCAACAUGGAUGGAACAUAUUUCCAAACAACAUAUUCGAAUGAAACUCAAAAAGGUUUUGACCUGUAGUGAUGCAAUGACAAAAAGCGAAAGUGAAGACAUUGAGGACGUUUGGGAACUAUCCUUAGACGAUAGAAGAAGAUUAUAUCGAUAUUGGGUGGAUCAGUAUAUCAUUGCGAAAAGGCAAUCUAUAAAAGAUACUGAACAGGAAUAUAACGGAAAAUGUAAAGCUUACAAGGAAGCCCUUGAUUUAGAAAGUGUAGAAAUAAUGGCAGGAGCCGACGUUCUUGGAUUGACAACAACCGGAGCUGCAAAAUUUCGAAGUAUUUUGCAGUCUAUUAAACCCAAAAUCAUCAUUGUUGAAGAGGCAGCAGAAGUGCUGGAGUCACAUAUUGUCACCACUAUCAACUCUGAGUGUCAACACAUGAUUCUUAUUGGGGACCACAAACAACUGAGACCGACACCCACGGUUUAUCAAUUAGCAAAACAAUACAAACUUGAGAUAUCUUUAUUUGAAAGAAUGGUCACGAAUGAGUUGAAUUUCGUCACUCUGAAUUUACAACAUAGAAUGCGCCCGGAAAUAUCUGUGCUUAUGAAACACAUAUAUCCGGAAUUAAAAGAUCACCCGUGUGUUAUUAAGUAUGAUAGGAUCCGUGGAAUUACUUCGGAUUUGUUUUUCAUUGACCAUGAUGAACCCGAGGAGAAAAAUUUUGAAACAAAAAGUCGUUCAAACUUGCAUGAAGCUAGAUUUGUGAAAAGACUAUGCAGAUAUUUACUAGAUCAAGAUUAUCAACCGGAGGAUAUUGUUAUUCUGACACCAUACACUGGUCAAGUAUUAGUUCUGAAGCGAGAAAUACCUAAACAUGAAUCUGAAGGGGUAAAAAUUACAUCAGUGGACAAUUUUCAAGGAGAAGAAAGUGAUAUCAUCAUCCUGUCUUUGGUGAGAAGCAAUGAAGAACAAAAGGCUGGAUUCUUAAAGAUAGAUAACAGGGUAUGUGUCGCUCUCUCAAGGGCUCGUAAAGGUUUAUUCGUAAUUGGCAAUUUUAGUCUUUUUGAGGAAGAAAGUGAAUUGUGGCAGAAAAUCAUUGGUACUGUUAAAAAUGAAGAUAAGUUUGGAAAAGCAUUAAAACUGAGAUGUGAAAAUCAUUCAGAUUUUAUCUGCUGUGUACAGCGUGAUACAGAUUUUGACAAAAUGCCUUUAGGUGGCUGUGGAAAACCUUGUAAUAUAUACUUACAAUGUGGUCACCAGUGCUUGCAAUUUUGUCACAAUAAAGAUCCAGAACAUAAGAAGUACAAAUGCACACAGCCAUGUACUAAAACAAUUUGUCAUCUUGGACAUAAAUGCAAAAAAGAGUGUUUUCAGGACUGUGGCAAAUGCAUGGAACUUGUAAGGAAACCUAUGAAAGCUUGUAAGCACGAAAAUAUUAUGCCAUGUUCCAAAGAUGUUUCUGAUUUUAAAUGUAUGCAACCUUGUAAUCAAAUGCUUUCUUGUCAGCAUACUUGUCAAGGAAAAUGUGAGGAAUGCAGAAAAAUAAAAGGACAUCGAGCAUGUGAAGAAAUAUGUACAUCAGUCCUAUAUUGUGGGCAUACCAUGGAAGGUCCGUGUUUCAAAGUCAAAUCUCGCCCAUUGUGCACAGUGAAAUGCACUGCAAUUCUUUUGUGUGGCCAUGCUUGUUCUGGGACGUGUGGGGAGUGCAUGCAAGGUCAGUUACACAUACAAUGCCAGCAAACUUGUGGAAAAACACUCAUAUGUGGACAUAUUUGUAAGCAGAGAUGUGUUGAAGGAUGUCCACCAUGCAAGAAAAAAUGCGAGUUUUCAUGCCGCCAUACAAAGUGCACUAAGGUUUGUGGGGAAAUUUGCGAUCCUUGUGAUAAACGCUGUGCAAGGGGGUGCAAGCAUGCCAAAUGCCGUGAGCUUUGUAAUAAAAAAUGCAGCAUUCUUCCUUGUACAUUUCCUUGUGUAAAGGUCAGAGAAUGUGGUCAUCAAUGUUCUGGACUUUGUGGAGAACUAUGUCCUCCUUUCUGUAAAACAUGUGACAAGGUAUGCAUUAUGCAAUCGACAGAAAAACAGUGUAACCUUGAAGAACACGAACCAAUAGUUACUUUGAAGAGCUGUGGGCAUACUUUUGAAGCGCAAACUUUAGAUAACUACAUAUUUUAUAAAGAAAAGAGGCCAUAUAGCAUAAUUUCGGCUAAAACAUGCCCUACUUGUGAAAAACCUAUAAAUGGAACAGAUAGGUAUAAAAAUGUUUACGAGGAGAGUAGGAAAAAUGCUGUUGAAAUAACAAAAUAUUUAAGUGAAAAACUUGCUUACAGCAAUUUCAAAAGUGAACAUCAGAGAGUACUGAAAAUGUCUAAGUCAUUGGGAGAUAAUGACGAAAUUGUAAAGAGAAUACUUUUACCUUUAGUAAAAGAGAAAACAUAUAUGCCAGGCUAUCACCAAAUACAGCUUGCUUUGAUACAAAUUGAAAUUUUAUCAGCCCUAUAUGAAAUUCUACAACUCAUGUCUAAUUCCGUCAUUGAGGGAACAAAAGAAGAGAAACAAGUGGCAACAAAGCUUUAUUUUAUUCGCGAUUGGCUGUUUAAAUGCGUAGAAACAAGAUCUGAAAAGGGGCAAAAACACCACAUCUUUGUUGACAGGUCGUGCUUUUCCAAGCAAGAAAUACAAAAUGUGUCCUCUAUUCUAAAAGGACUUGCGUAUUUGGUUGAGUUUUUAUUACUAUCAAAUACCGGAUCAUUGUCCGAAGAAAACAUUUAUUUGAUUACAUACGGAUCAAAAAUUCGUCCUUUUCUCGCUGGACAGUCGCCAUUGGAUGACGAGUUAAAAAAGAUAUUGAAUUUGAUAGCUAUAAAGAGUGGAAGUGAAAUGGUGUUGGGGGAAAGCAUAUCAAAGAAUAUAGAGAGCAGAUUCGCCAAUUCUUUCAAAGCGACAUGGGAAAAAGGCGUUUGGUUCAAAUGUAAAUUUGGACACAUUUCGCAUUUACCAAAUGGUAAAGGUAAGUGUGGUUCCUGCAACAUCAUGAUUACUACGGUAACUAGUCUUAAAGGACCUAACACUGUGCAGGCCUUAUCUAUCGCUGGAGAAAUUGGAAAAAUUUGGAAGCCUUCAGUACAGAGUAAAAUGACUGAUCAUAAUCGUAGUGUAAUACCUGCAUAUAAGAAAGAGUUCAAAGUACAACCAACACAAGGACGAAUAAACAGAGAUACCCAAACAGGUUUUCGAGGCAAACAACAAGCAAUGCGAUUGAGUAACUGGGAGUCAAAAGAAAGUGAUACAACCCAAGAUGUACUGAAAGUUGAAAAUGAAAGUGAAGAACUGUCAAUGGACCCAAACUUCAUUAAAAGAUGUGAUAAAGAUACUGCAACCCUCAAAGACCUCAAGCAAGCUAAGAAUAACAAAUUCUUUGAAGAUGGCAAUAACAGCAAACUUCACGUUCAAGAAUAA